AUGAAUUCAAAUAAUUAUAGUACAAACAAUUUUGAAAACUAUAGUUCAAUUCUUCCAGUGCUCAAAGUUAUAAAUAACUUGCCUACUCAGACAAGUAUUAUUAAUGAAUUUACAUUAAACAGAGAACAACGAGCUGCAUUUAUGAUCAUAACAAGUCAUCUUGAUGGUGACAAGCGAUGUCGCAUAGGUGACAAUAAUGGUCAACUCAUAAUGUGCAUACCUGGUUGUGGUGGAACAGGCAAAUCGCAACUUAUUCGUGCUCUUACCAAAUAUUUUCUCGUCACAAAAAGAAUGCAAAUGAUGAGGAAGCUUGAACCGACUGGAAUUGCUGCUGCUGAAAUAGAUGGAAUGACAAUUCAUUCAUUUUUGGGUGAACAACGCAAUUCAGGAAAGCCACGAACCAUUAAACUGGAUGACUCAAAACUUGAGAAAAAAUGGAGAUCAGUCGAACAUGUUUUAAUUGAUGAGACGAGCAUGGUUGUUCCAUUCGGUGGUGUAAACAUUAUCUUCUUUGGUGAUUACUUACAAUAUCGACCUGUACAUGAUGCACCAUUACACACUGAUUUUUCAUUACCAUCCAAAGAGAAAUUGGGUAAACUACCCACAGAAAAAGAAAUUCAACAACGUGUUGCACGUUCUUUAAUUCUUCAAAUUAACUGCGUGGUAAAACUUACUCAACAGAUGUGCACAGAAGAUUCACGGUACCUUCAGCUACUCGAAUAUCUUCGUCAUGGACAAUGUAAUUAUGACGACUAUGAAUUAUUGCUGACACAAGUAGUUGGGCAACCAUCAGUAGGCUCCCUCUGUAAUUCACCAUGGAAUAAAGCUCCGAUCCUUGUGUUUCGAAAUGAAGUACGAACACAAUUGAACAACAAGGCAGCAAUUCACAAUGCAGCUCAAUUAGGCCACGUCCCGAUGGUAUGCGCCGCUCAAGACACUUGUAAUGGCAAACCAAUUGAAGAUCCUAUACUUAUAAAAAAAUUAUUGGAAUUAUCUGAUAGCAAGACAGAGCAUUUACCUGGUUUAUUACCUUUUGUUCCUGGAAUGCCUGCUAUUGUAACACGAAACAUUGCUAUUGAACUUGGUCUUAUCAAUGGUAUUAAUGGAAUCUUUCGACAAUUAGUCUAUCAGACAGAUUCUGUAUCAACAGAUGUUUUAUCGGAAAUAUUUCCAAAUAAUACACAAUACAUUCAUCGACCAUUAUAUGCAUUAAUAGAAAUUGCCAAAUCAAAAAUUGAAUCCAAUCUUGAAGAACUUCAACCAAAACUUGUUCCAAUACCAGUAAUCGAACAAACAUUUCUGAUAUUCUUCCAAAAGACAAGAAACCAAAAUCAAAUUGAAAAGCAAUUUUAUUGA
This is a messenger RNA of Rotaria sordida, 1356 nucleotides long. The record is from the annotation of a GenBank genome assembly. NCBI's taxonomy places the organism in Eukaryota, Metazoa, Rotifera, Eurotatoria, Philodinida, Philodinidae.